UUGCUGACCACCUGGGCUGUGACCCCCAGACGCGGUUCUCCGUGCCCCCUAACAUCAAGCAGUGGAUCGCCUUACUGCAGAGGGGCAACUGCACGUUCAAAGAGAAGAUCUCACGGGCUGCCUUCCACAACGCCGUGGCCGUGGUCAUCUACAACAACAAGUCCAAGGAGGAGCCGGUCACCAUGACGCACCCAGGCACUGGAGACAUCAUAGCGGUGAUGAUCACAGAGCUGAGGGGCAAGGACAUCCUGAGCUACCUGGAGAAGAACAUCUCUGUGCAGAUGACGAUCGCGGUUGGCACGCGGAUGCCGCCCAAGAGCUUCAGCCGGGGCUCCCUGGUCUUCGUGUCCAUAUCCUUCAUUGUCCUCAUGAUGAUCUCGUCCGCGUGGCUCAUCUUCUACUUCAUCCAGAAGAUCAGGUACACGAACGCACGCGACCGGAACCAGCGUCGUCUGGGAGAUGCAGCCAAGAAAGCCAUCAGCAAACUGACAACCAGGACAGUCAAAAAGGGUGACAAGGAGACAGACCCGGACUUCGACCACUGCGCCGUGUGCAUAGAGAGCUACAAGCAGAACGACGUUGUCCGGGUGCUGCCCUGCAAGCAUGUUUUCCACAAAUCGUGCGUGGAUCCCUGGCUCAGUGAGCACUGCACCUGCCCGAUGUGCAAACUCAAUAUCUUGAAGGCCCUGGGGAUCGUGCCAAAUUUGCCAUGUACUGAUAAUGUGGCAUUUGACAUGGAAAGGCUCACCAGAACCCAGCCAGCUAACCGACGGUCCGCCCUCGGCAACCUCACCAGCGACAGCUCCCUGGGCCUCGAGCCUCUUCGAACUUCGGGGAUAGCGCCUCUUCCUCAGGAUGGGGAGCUCACUCCUAGGACGGGAGAGAUCAACAUUGCAGUGACAAAAGAAUGGUUUAUUAUUGCCAGUUUUGGCCUCCUCAGUGCACUCACCCUCUGCUACAUGGUCAUCCGGGCCACAGCUAGCUUGAAUGCCAACGAGUGGCCACUUCUUCCAUCGGAACUCCCUGUCCCCUCGGAGCCUGGUGUAUGAGCGCGAAUUCUCCACGAUCGAGCCUUCUCUGGACAUCUAUGAUGAGAACAAAACCUGAUUUUUAAACGUGGGCUGUCGGGGGCCCCCUCUUCCGUGA
Molecule: messenger RNA, 1146 nt
Organism: Tupaia belangeri chinensis (Chinese tree shrew)
Lineage: Eukaryota; Metazoa; Chordata; Mammalia; Scandentia; Tupaiidae
Gene: RNF130
Product: ring finger protein 130
Biological process (GO): protein ubiquitination; ubiquitin-dependent protein catabolic process; positive regulation of DNA-templated transcription
Cellular component (GO): nucleus
Molecular function (GO): ubiquitin protein ligase activity
Source: RefSeq, a predicted model, not a curated record